Molecule: messenger RNA, 2294 nt
Organism: Perognathus longimembris pacificus (Pacific pocket mouse)
Lineage: Eukaryota; Metazoa; Chordata; Mammalia; Rodentia; Heteromyidae
Gene: Nadsyn1
Product: NAD synthetase 1
Exons: 21
Coding region: 84-2237 (717 amino acids)
Biological process (GO): NAD+ biosynthetic process
Cellular component (GO): cytoplasm
Molecular function (GO): NAD+ synthase (glutamine-hydrolyzing) activity; glutaminase activity; ATP binding
Source: RefSeq, a predicted model, not a curated record
GCGGCUGUGGGCCGGAGCUGUGGGCCGGGGCUGGCGGCCCGGAGUCGCCGGUCGGGCCGGAUCCCGCCCGCAGGCCUGGCGCGAUGGGCCGCAAGGUGACGGUGGCCGCGUGCGCCCUGAACCAGUGGGCGCUGGACUUCGAGGGCAACCUGCGGCGCAUCUUCAGGAGUAUUGAAAUCGCCAAGAGCAAAGGAGCAAGAUACAGGCUUGGACCAGAACUGGAAAUAUGUGGCUACGGGUGCUGGGAUCAUUACUACGAGUCGGACACCCUCCUGCACUCGCUGGAGGUCCUGAAGGCCCUCCUGGAGUCUCCGGUCACGCAGGACAUCAUCUGUGAUGUGGGGAUGCCUGUGAUGCAUCGCAAUGUCCGCUACAACUGCAGAGUGAUCUUCCUCAACAGGAGGAUCCUGCUGAUCCGGCCCAAGACCGCCUUGGCCAACCAGGCCAACUACCGCGAGCUGCGCUGGUUCACCCCCUGGGCCCGGAGCCGGCAGAUAGAGGAGUACUUCCUCCCCCGGAUGUUACAGGACGUGACAAACCAGGAAACGGCGCCCUUCGGGGACGCAGUGCUGGCCACCUGGGACACUUGCAUCGGGAGCGAGAUCUGCGAGGAGCUCUGGACGCCACACAGCCCACACGUCGACAUGGGCCUAGACGGCGUGGAGAUCUUCACCAACGCCUCGGGCAGCCACCACACGCUGCGCAAAGCCCACGCCAGGGUGGACCUGGUGACCAUGGCCACCACCAAGAACGGUGGGAUCUACCUGCUGGCCAACCAGAAGGGCUGCGACGGCGACCGGCUCUACUAUGACGGCUGCGCCAUGGUCGCCAUGAACGGCAGCAUCGUCGCCCAGGGGGCGCAGUUCUCGCUGGACGAUGUGGAGGUCCUGACGGCCACGCUGGACUUGGAGGACGUGAGGAGCUACCGGGCGGAGAUCUCGUCCCGGAACCUGGCGGCCAGCAGGGUGAGCCCCUACCCCCGGGUCAAGGUGGACUUCGCCCUCUCGUGCCCUGACGACCUGCUGCAGCCCGUCUCUGCCCCCGUGCCGUGGACGUACCACAGCCCCGAGGAGGAGAUCAGUCUUGGGCCUGCCUGCUGGCUCUGGGACUUCCUAAGACGAAGCCGACAGGCCGGCUUUUUCCUGCCCCUGAGUGGCGGCCUGGACAGCGCGGCCUCCGCCUGCAUCGUCUACUCCAUGUGCCGCCAGGUGUGCCAGGCCGUGAGCCGCGGAAAUGAGGAGGUGCUGGCUGAUGUGCGGCUCAUCGUGGACCAGAGCGGCUACAUCCCCCAGGACCCGCGGGAGCUCUGUGGGCGCCUGCUGACCACCUGCUACAUGGCCAGCGAGAAUUCCUCCCAGGAGACGUGCCGCAGGGCCCGGGAGCUGGCCGAGCAGAUCGGAAGCUACCACGUGGGUCUCAGCAUCGACCCGGCCGUGAGGGCCGUCCUGGGCAUCUUCAGCCUGGUCACGGGGAAGAGCCCCGCCUUCGCCGCGUGCGGAGGGAGCAGCCGGGAGAACCUGGCCCUGCAGAAUGUGCAGGCUCGUAUCCGGAUGGUCAUCGCCUACCUGUUCGCUCAACUGAGCCUUUGGUCCCGGGGCUCCCGUGGGGGCCUGCUGGUCCUCGGAACCACCAACGUGGACGAGAGCCUCCUCGGCUACCUGACCAAGUACGACUGCUCCAGCGCGGACAUCAACCCCAUAGGGGGGGUCAGCAAGACGGACCUGAGGGCCUUCGUCCAGUUCUGCGCGCAGCGCUUCCAGCUCCCUGCCCUGCAGGGCGUGCUGUCGGCGCCGGCCACCGCAGAGCUGGAGCCCUUGGCCGACGGACAGGUGUCCCAGACAGAUGAGGAGGACAUGGGCCUGACCUACGCGGAGCUGUCCGUCCUCGGGAGGCUCAGGAAGACGGCCAAGGCGGGGCCCUACAGCAUGUUCUGCAAGCUGCUCCACAUGUGGGCCGAAACCUGCAGCCCCAGGCAGGUGGCUGAAAAGGUGAAGAGGUUCUUCUCCAAGUACUCCAUGAACAGACACAAGAUGACCACGCUCACGCCCGCCUACCACGCGGAGAACUACAGCCCUGAUGACAACAGGUUUGACCUGCGGCCCUUCCUGUACAACUCGGCCUGGCCCUGGCAGUUCCAGAGAAUCGACACCCAGGUUCUGCAGCUGGAGUGGAAAGCCCAGCAGGACCCGAAUGACCUGGACCGAGGGCCGACGGGGGCGGUGGACGGCCGGGACUGAGGCCCCACCCCUGCCACAGCCCCACGGUGGGGAGGAUUUGCUGGGGGGAGAGAGAGA